AUGAGUUCAAGACGCACGCGCACCAGUGUCUCUACCCGAAAGCAGGCACUUGAGGAGAUUAGGCGUAUGCGUGAGGGUGAUGCAGUUGAAUCUGUCACGUCGAGCUCUCGCUUGGCGCAGUAUAAGCCAAAAGAGGAGAGUAUCUACAAGGCAGUAACGGAGCAAGAAUACGAGGAUCUAGUGCGGCAACGACGUCAAGGCUUGCCAUUUGUGGAGAAUGAUGAUGGAGAAAUGGGUUACUAUGACGAUGGAGAAGAACAAUUCUUUGAGUCGGAUCCCGAUGACGACGCAGAAGCGAGAGAUGAUGAUAACACGACAAGCAAGAAACGAAGUGCAGGAGCAUUGUCCUCAUCUUAUGUGCGACGAGCAAAAAAGAUGCAGAGGGCGAAACUUGGAGGAGGAGGAGGAGAAGGACAAAAGAUUACAAACAUGUUCUUUUCUACGUCUACGGGAAAGAAAACCAUGGGAACUGAUGGAGAUACUCGAGGAGGAAGAAUGACAGGAAGACUUCGUGCUAAGAGAGAUAUUGAUUUGGACAGUUUGUUGGACGAUCUAACAAGCAACCCGACAGAGUCGCGACAGACCUAUGUUAAACCCAUGUCGUACACGACGAGUUCCUUGACGUUCUCGAGUGGAAUGUCGGAAUUUAGUAUGAGGAAACCUCUUCCUAUUGCGACGAACUCGACGUUACAGAGUAAAGACGAACAUGAAGAGGAAACGGUAGAGUUUAAUGAUAACUCAUACGAGCUUGAUGAUGCAGAUGAAUUGAUGGAGAAGGCACGUGCAGAUGGAGAUGAUAUGAUGGAACGUGACGUAGAAAGAGAUGGAGAUGGAGAUGCCACGAUGAAUGAGAAGAAACAAAUGCUAGCGGUUAAAACUGUCACAAGUAAAAAAGAGAUGAUGCUACAAAAAGCUCGGGAAGCGCGACUGCAGACAUCGGCACCUGCUGUUCGAACUCUGGCUGCUCCUGUAAAUCAAUCAGAAAAUGUAGUGAUGCGUUCUGUCCCGUCGAAUGAAGUGGCUGAAUGGUGGCAGGUUGCUGAAGACGAUUUGAAUGUUACGAUGAAGGACGUUUCUGCAGCUGGUGGCGGGGAAUGUGAAGCACCACCUACCGCAUCAGAUUCAAUCCAAAUGUACUGGAUGGACGCGGUUGAAGUGCGUGAGCGUCCGGGUAAGAUCUAUCUUAUCGGAAAGAUGAAGACUUUGAGCCCAGACGGAUUGAACGAGCAGCCCAUGUAUAGGAGUUGCUGCGUGGUUGUAAACAACCUGCAGCGAUACAUGUAUCUUGUUCCUACAGGCACUCCACUGAUCGAACUGAGUAAGAAUGUACGACAGGAGACUUGGAUGAAGAUGCACGAAGAAAUCUACAACAUUUUGAUUCCUUCCUGUAUCACUAGCAAACGCGAUCAGGAAAUUUUUAGGACUAAACUUGUGGAACGCAACUACGCUUUUGAAGAAGCAAACAUUCCGCGUGGCAAAAAUUUAUUCUUAAAGGUAAAAUAUUCUGCCAAAUACCCUGCACCUCCAUCGGACAUUUGCUCGCAUGGAGGUAAAACCUUUUCCCGUAUUUGUGGAGCGCUCACGAGACCAUUGGAAAACUUUCUGCUUACUCGCCGGCUUCUGGGACCGGGAUGGAUCGAAAUCAAAAAUGUCCGCAAAUGUAGCGAGGGUGUCAGUUUUUGCAAGAUAGAGUUCGAGACAUUUGACCCAAAGAACGUAUGUUCCACUGCUGGUGGAAUGACCCCACCUCCUCUUACAGUGAUGAGUCUCAGUCUCAAGAGCGUUUGCAACCCCAAUACAGGUAAGCACGAAGUAGUUGCACUUUCUGCAAUCUUGGAGUCUGGUAUUAGCGCCGAGGGAUCUGGUAAGGGCGCAAAUGGUGUACGUCAUACAUUAUCACAUUUUACAGCAAUUCGGCCUUUGGAUGGAAGUAGCGGUUUCCCCCAGUCAUACGCUGAGGCAGCUCAAAAAGAUGAUCGCUUUGGGAUCAAGAUGGAAAGUGGUGCGCUGGGCAUUAGCAAUGAGCGUUUGCGCGUGGAAAUCAACGAGCGUGUGAUGUUGAGCUACUUUCUCACACGGGUUCAGCUCGAAGACCCGGACGUCAUUGUUGGUCAUAACUUACAUAAAUAUGCGUUAGAGUUGCUAAUCUCGCGUAUUGACAACUUCAAACUUGGCGGAUUAUGGUCAAAGCUGACGCGACUUCGUCGUGGUCGUUUAAAUCCGAUGAAUGUGGGAGAAGGCUGGAACGAGUAUAGGAUGGACGACAUGGUUAAUGGACGACUUUGCUGUGAUACAUAUGUGUCGUCAAAGGAACUGCUACCUUCACAGAAUAACUACACGCUUUCAUAUUUGGUGGAGCGACUCCUACAUAAGCAGCGACUGGAUGUCGAGAUGACUGAGGUUCCUCACAUUCUCCAUGGUGGCCCCGAUAACUUCGUAAAGUUCCUGCGUCACACGCUGGAUGAUGCCAUGUUUGUGUUACAUCUAAUGCACAAGCUUGAAAUUUUACCGCUGUCAAAGCAGCUUUCCAACUUGUGUGGAUACUUGUGGACUCGCACGCUGGAGGCAAACAAGCGCGCUGAGCGGAUUGAAUAUCUGCUGUUGCACGAGUUUAGCAGGUCGAAAAAUAAAUUUAUUGUACCGGAGAAGUUUAAAACAAGAUCUGAGGCUGACAAGCUGAAUAAGAGACGCGAGGCGUCUUAUGCAGGUGGUAUGGUAUUUGCGCCAAAGAAGGGUCUUUAUGACAACUAUGUGGUGUUGCUGGAUUUCAUGAGUUUGUAUCCAUCUAUCAUCCGUGAAUACAACAUCUGUUUCACCACUGUAGAGCGACAAAUAGCCGAGGACGUGCCUGGAGCGUCUUUGGCCAUUAAGAAUAAGACGAAAUCGAGAUUGAAGCCAGUGCCGCAACCCGAGAAUGAUGACGUCGUGGACGACGAAGAUCAAAAUCCUGAUUGCGCUGAUGCCACUGCUGGUUCCGAAAUCCCGGCUUUGCCAAGUAGCGCUAGCGAACCUGGUAUUUUACCAGCUGUGAUCAAACGCUUGCUAGAGUCACGUAAGCAAGUAAAGCAGCAACUGAAAAUUGAACAGAAGGCGGGCAACAUGGAGAAGGCCAAUCUCCUCGAUAUUCGUCAAAAAGCGAUUAAGUUGACGGCAAACUCGAUGUAUGGCUGCUUGGGUUUUCGGUUCUCGCGAUUUUACGCAAAGCCCAUUGCUGCGUUGAUUACGUCUACAGGUCGCCAUACAUUGCAGCGAGCGAAGGAGGUGGCAGAGCAAGAAUGUGGCUAUGAUGUGAUUUACGGUGAUACGGAUUCUAUCAUGGUGAAUUCGCGCACUGAUAGCCUUGAGGAGGCCAAGCGCAUAGGUCGUGAAAUCCAAACUCAGUGUAAUAAGCACUUCAGAUUGUUGGAACUCGAGGUAGACUUCAUAUUCAAGCGGAUUUUGCUUCUGAACAAAAAGAAGUACGCAGCGUUGGUACUCAAGGAGCAGCCUAAUUGCGAGCCUACCUUUGAGAAAGAGGUAAAAGGCCUUGAUAUGGUGCGCCGUGAUUGGUGUGUAAUCUCAAAGGCGGUCGGUAACGAGAUACUUGACUUUAUCUUGUCCGGAAAUUCUCGUGACGAUGUGGUGGAGAGCAUUCACGAGCAUCUGGAGCAAGUGGCGGAACGUAUGCGUUCCGGAAAGGAGCCGGUUGAGCAAUACGUCAUCACUAAGAGCUUGAACAAACAACCUGAGCAAUAUCCAGAUCGUGCGAAGCAAUACCACGUGCAAGUAGCGAUUGCAUUGCGUGGUCUAGGAAAGACGGUUGGCGUGGGUAUGCAUAUUCCGUACGUGCUUUGCAAAGAGGAAGAACCUGGAAGUGGCCGUCGUGCAUACCAUCCGGACGAGGUCAAGCGGGCUAAUGGAAAGCUCAAUAUUGACGUUGAGUGGUACCUUGAGUCGCAAGUUCAUCCGCCAGUAAACCGACUUUGCGCUUAUAUUGAAGGAACAUCAAGCUCGCAGCUGGCACACUUCUUGGGUCUUGAUACAGCCAAGUUCUCACAUUCUGCCAAUCAUUUUAGCGAAGAGAAUGACGGCGGUAGUGCCAUUCCGAGCGUUUUGCAAACCGAUGCGGAUCGAUUCAAGGAUUGUGUUCCUCUGAAGAUUACUUGUGACCGAUGCAAGAUAGCCAGUGAUUUCUCUGGCGUAUUUGCUACAGCCAAGGACAGCUCCCUUUCUAGUGGACUGCUUUGCCCAGUGUGUAAGGCGGACUUUUGGGGUUUUGACCAGGAGGGUGUUUACGGAAAUGUAGGUGAUGAUCUACAGGCGGUGCUUUCGAACCGCCUCCACAAUGCAACGCGCCUAGCAGCGAAGAAGUAUUACGAGGCGUGGACAAUUUGCUCUGAUGUCAUGUGCAAGACGCGGACUCAAAAGCAAUCACUUCGUGGGAACGGCAAUAUCUGCUCUGCGGUAGGGUGUAGAGCAAUAACCAGUCUUGAAUAUCCUGAUAGCGCGUUGUACACCCAGCUCAAGUAUUUUGAGUCCCUCUUCGAUGUCGAGCGUGCACAAAAGAAAAUUCGAGAGCAGAAAGAGCGCGUAUCAGGUAUAGCUACGGAGCCUCCGUCGCUUCCCGACGGUCACCGUGCUGUGCUGCAGAAGCUGCUUUCCCAGGCUGAAGAGGUACGAAUUUGUGAUUUCACUAGUUACGCGCAGUAUGUGUUGCUAGUUUUUAACACCCAUUAUACGGCCAGGCUGUCCAUCAAGAUGAUUACAACUGGGUCAAGCCCUCGCUUUGGCAGACUCUGUUCAUAUAAGUAUUCGUUCUUGUUAACCAAUGCAAGUUGUACAGCGGGAAAAUGUAGAAUUACAUGGAAAAUGGUGUUCAGUGUAGCGGAUCUCAUUCUUGAACGACCCGCUACUUCACGCUUUGACAGCGUCAAUAAUGGAGCACAGUCGAAUGCUAUGAAUGCAGUAGUAUGUCGUCACAUGUCCGGAAAACGUGAUGGUCUCGGCUCCAACAAGAUACUUUGCUGCGAUUGCCAAUCAGAAAUGGUAGAGGACAACCACUUCAGCUUUUUUCUGAUGGAGAUUGACAUCGUCUGGUCAUGUUCUAUCAUCGAGUGUCACCAAAACAUCGUUUUCUUCAUGUCUCGGUCCACGGUUACAAAACUACGAGGGUGGGGCGCUAUGUCCGACUUCACGGAUGACGAUGAUCGACAGCUAGUUCAAUUAGCGCUGAUAUCUUCACGCAGUCGACGGCAGAUUCUAUGGGACAGAAUCACCCAGCAGAUGAAAGGUACAAAGAAGUCUAAGGAGGCACUGCGGCAGCGUCUAAAGACUUUGAAGCGUACGCACGGCCGCAAUCUCGAAAACUUUCCGGUAUGGUAUUUUAGAAAGAAGUUUGCGACGAAAAUAAAUCCCCAAUGGCUUCGUCACGAGAGUGCCAACAUGAAGACAGUUUCCGAAGGGGAUAAGAUGAUGCUGACGUUAAGAGGAAAUCAACACAAGUCACAAGAACCUGGUCGACGGAAAACGAUGGACAGUCUGCAGUUGAACACGCCUUCCAUUCAAACGCUAAUGAAGCUCAAUUGCUCAACAUUGCCGAUGUCGUUGCAGACGUCGUCAUAUUAUUCAAAGCGUGGGAAGGCUGAGUUACAGGCAAGUGCACCUGCGCUGCUACUCCUGGCAAACGUUGCAAUUCGAAACUUACGCGAUCAGCGGGCCACGAACACGGGGUGA
This is a messenger RNA of Peronospora belbahrii, 5712 nucleotides long. The record is from the annotation of a GenBank genome assembly. NCBI's taxonomy places the organism in Eukaryota, Oomycota, Peronosporomycetes, Peronosporales, Peronosporaceae.